This is a messenger RNA of Diaporthe batatas, 1449 nucleotides long. RefSeq lists its product as uncharacterized. The transcript has a single exon. Lineage: Eukaryota; Fungi; Ascomycota; Sordariomycetes; Diaporthales; Diaporthaceae. The record is from RefSeq and is a predicted model, not a curated record. The coding region runs from base 1 to 1449 and encodes 482 amino acids.
AUGUCUUCGUCAACUGGGGGUGGCAAUGGCGAGAAGCGCGCCAAUUCUUCGAGUGGGUCUCCUGCCGAUAAGGCGGGGGAGAAAACGUCCGCGAGCAUCUCGCUGGGUGGUGGUCAAGCGGAUGCCCGUAAAGCAUCGGGGAGAGACUGGUCUUCACUGACCGCGAGUCGGGCCUCCAGUUCGGCUGGAGGAGAUCGAGUGCCAGGAACCGUCCUGGGCAAGCGGCUCGCGAGCUCGGUCGACGAGGCGAUGGCCGAGUCGUCCGAUAGGCGGAAUCUCAGGGUCAAGAUGUCGAACACCAAUGACAUCAGGCGCGAGGUCGACAUGUCUGGCAAGGUCGUCCGUUUCGAGUCGACGGACCCAACCCAGAGGGGCGGGACCCUGGUGACACCUAACCCGACCCGAUCGGGUGCUGUGGACAUAGCGUUCGACUGCCGGGACCCGACUGGGUAUGCGGUCGUUCGAGAGGCUGCAAAGAGCGUCGGCACAGACAGGAUGUUGAUGACGAUCCAACCGAUCCACGAUCAGGGCGAGAGAGGGGACGUGUUCCAGAGCGCAUACCGAAAGCCCCUGCGGCCGGUCGACAUCGACCUCACGGGAGACGACGACACCGCCUCGGUGGCUUCGGCGGCAACUACGUCGAACACCCUGGGGCGCAACAGGGAGUGCGAGGCUUGCGGCGGCAAGAAGCACAAGACUGGCGUGUGCCAUAAGGCGUCGUCGAGGGAUCAUAGAACGGUCAUCUGUCCGUUCCACGGAGUCUCGGCUCACGGUCGUGGGCACAACCUGGACGGGGUCGACCCCAAGGGCGGAAACGCGUACUGCUCGAUUCUGAUCGGGUGGGAGCUGAAGCCGGUGGACAAGGGCUCGUUGGAGGCCAACAGGCGCCUGCGCCUUUUAUUCACUAAGCUGGUGGUCGAGAGGAGGCGCAAGCCCAUGGUUCGGGUCGUCAAGCCCAUGUACUGCCCGAUCAGGAUUGCCAUCGACUACUCCGAUGCCUGCUGCAACGGGGAGAUGCCGCCUGAGCUCGAAGGGGCCUGGCCGUACACCAGAAAAGACCUGCAGGACAAGGGUCUCGUCGAAAAGUUGAACUCGAUGUCGAAGUUUAACUGGAGGAAGAUGCAACCGGGGGAGCUCGAGGGUAUGUCGUGGGACACCAUCAAGCAGGAGUACGGCGCGUCGAUCCCCAAGCAGUGCACCCUCCAGAAGGAGGUCGAGGAUGGCGAGAACGAGGUCAUGGAGGACGCUCCGGCUACUGAGAACCCAGGAUCAGACACCAUCACUGGCGACGGCCAGGGGGGCGCGGACGCCGGCUCAGACGAGCUUGACAGUCUGCUGGAUUCGGCCAAGCGGUUGAUCGAAAAGGCGCAACAGCUCCGUCUGAGAUCUGGAGCCCCGAAGGAGGACCCAAAGGCAACUGCAACGGCAGGCACGGGGUCGCGUUCGUAG